AUGGGGCGCGUGGAGCUUCCCCUGCUGGGUGACGGUGUCUCUGCGGAGGAGGAGCUGCCCCGAUGUUCGUGGUGCGGCAGCGUCUCCAGGAGUGUGUGUGGCUACUGCAAGGUCAGGCCGUACUGCAGCUUGGAGUGCCAACAGAAUGACUGGAAGUCUGGGCACCAAACGGCAUGUGUUCGAGCAGCGCCACCUGCUUUGCAAGCAGAGGACAAAGACUUCCAGCUUUACGAGGUGCCCUAUGUCGUGCGCUGGGCCAUCAACCUGGAGCAGUGGAGGAUGGCAGCAGACAGCAAGGAGUACGCGUUCUUGCUCAGCCGCAUUCCCGACAACGAUGCAAGAAAGCGGAUUGCCUCAUCGAAGUCAUGGAGCGCGGCGAAGCUUUCGCUGGCCAAGGAGCUCGCAGUGCGUCGGAUGGCCGAGGUCCUCACGCAGGCCAUCUGGACGAAGGUGCAGUGGCGGCAUGACUCGACUGCCGACAGGGACUUCCUCUUGCAGAAAGAGGAGUAUGUUUGGACCGGGCAGAAGUACCAAAACUCCAACCGGAGGUUCCCAAAUUUCAACUUCUCGAUGAUCGAGACCGACAGCUACUUGUUCCUCGUCUCCCAUCCGCUGGCCAUCACCGGCAUCUAUGCGAGUGGCCCGUUGACCGCGGCUAUGCCAGACCCGAGAGAAGCCUUUGCUGAAGAGCUUGCAACCGCCACGCAUGCGGGGCAAGGAAAGGCGGAGGAAGACUCGCGCAUGCUCGGGGACGCAGAACUGAUUGAGGACUCUUGGCUUGUUCUUGCUUUUCUUCUUAGACGGCAUCAUUUUCUGCGCCUGUCGUCCCGCGUGCUGGCUGUUGCAGGUGUGUGA
This is a messenger RNA of Symbiodinium necroappetens, 855 nucleotides long. Lineage: Eukaryota; Dinophyceae; Suessiales; Symbiodiniaceae. The record is from the annotation of a GenBank genome assembly.